Messenger RNA from Elgaria multicarinata webbii, 3127 nucleotides. RefSeq lists its product as uncharacterized. NCBI's taxonomy places the organism in Eukaryota, Metazoa, Chordata, Lepidosauria, Squamata, Anguidae. The record is from RefSeq and is a predicted model, not a curated record. The coding region runs from base 728 to 1357 and encodes 209 amino acids. The transcript is spliced from 3 exons.
GCCGCUCGGGCGCACUCUUCAAGGCCGUAAAGCGGCUGCAUCGGGGCGGGCGGGUUCUUGGCCUUCUCCCUCCCUACCUGCAUUGACUGGGCGCGUGGGGCGUGGGGGUGCUCAGCUUCUCCCUCCUUGCCUGCGCGUUCUCGCCCGGCCGCGUUCUAGGCCGCUAAAGCGGCUGGUUCGGGGGCGGGGGUUUCUCCCGGCCUGCUUCCCUCCCAGCUUGCGCAGCCCGGGUGCAUUCUUUAAGCCGCUAAAGCGGCGGAAUUGGGGGUGGGGUGUCAGGCUUCUUUCUCCAGACUUCCUUCUCCAGACCCCCGGGCACAUCCUUCUGGCCCCCCCUCUUAUUUUAUUUUAUUUUAUUCACCCUCCCCACAGCAGAGCCCAUUCUAGGCCGCACCUUGGCUGAAGCCACGUGGUGCCUUGCAAUAGGUCGCACUGGCAUUGGGGAGCUCUUAUAGAAACCUGCAGCGGUGGCUGCGGCUAUAGUUGGUGCUAUUGUUGUUGUUGUUGUUGUUUUUUCUCAUUAGAUUUGAUCUUGGGACCUUACCCAGUCUUAUUUUUUCAAUUCAAUUCAAUUCAAUUUUUUCAAUUCAAUUUUUUCAAUUAGGCAGGAUAUCUCUUGAAAGGGGGAGGUUUCCAUUCCUAAGCCAACCCCUGCUCUGUGUCACGCCAGCCGGUGGGAAGGGGAGGGCACCAUCCACUCCCAAUUUCUGGUCAACAAACCAUCAUUAUGCCAUCCAAAAAAGGCAUUGGGGGGAAGAAAGGAAAGGGGAAGGCCCCUCGCCCUCCAGCAAAACGUACAAGAUCCAGGUCAGGAUCUUCAUCGGAUGACGGUGAUAGGCCUGACUUUUCAGCCUUUCUAGCACGCUUACAGGCUGCAGAAUUAGAAAGGGGAAUAGUAUCACCCCAGGUCGUACCAUCCCCCGCGACUGGAACUGGAGGGGUCGGCCGCUCGCUCACAAGAAAACAGUCACAGGAGAGGUUAUGGUCUUCUAUUUCAGCACGCUUGGAUGCUAUAGAGGCUUCUUCCAGUUCCAACGCACAGAGUCAACCUCAUUCAAACAGGGAGGACACCAGCAAUACGCCUCAAACACCAGCUAGCGGUCCUUCUGUUGCCAUGCCAGCUAACUCGAACCAACUCAGCCCUGGAAUUCUGCAACCUCCUCUUUCAGGUCGAAAAAUUUCGGGAGCUGGCCCCCUGGGCGAGGUCACAUCCAGAAGUUAUGCCUCCGGAAUUAUGGGAGAUUGGCAGGAAGAGGUAGACGCAGCUUUGUGGCAGUCUUUGGCUCCCAGAACCAGGGCGGCGUACAGAAAAGCAAAUAGAGAGUUUCAGAUCUUCGGUUGGGCCUGCCUCCCGUGAGAGUGCUUGUAUGCGGUCACAGUUUUAUCUUCUGGGCCGGAAGGAGGGCUGCUCGUACAAGUAUGGGCUCACAGCUGGGUCUGAGCCGGAUCGCCAGUGUCCAAUGGUUGGGCAAACGUGGCAUGAAGUGGGAGCACCUCCUGAACACGCUGUUUCAACAGCGAGUAAGAUCCCCUCCCCCACAGGUGUUGUUGGUGCACCUGGGAGGAAACGACUUGGGUCUGCUGAAAAGCAAGGCCCUGAUUCUCCAAGUGAUUGCUGACUUCAAUGCGAUCCGGCAGCGUUGGCCAGAGACCAUGAUCAUAUGGUCUUGCAUGUUACCUAGGUUGAACUGGCGGGCUGCAAAGGACCAGAGUGCAAUGGAAAAAGCGAGGAGGGAAGUUAAUAGGCAAGUUUAUAAGGAUCUGUUAAAAUUUAGGGAUGUUAGUAUUCAGCAUCCACUAAUUGUUAAAGCACGGAGGGAGCUGUAUAGGGAAGACGGGGUCCACUUGUCGGACCAUGGCAACGACUUAUUCCUGUGGCAGCUGCAGAAGGGUUUGCAGGAUGCUAUCCUGUGUAGGUGGGGGGAGCCAACUAAGCCCUAAGCUUGUUGCCCCCUGUGGCAGGGAAGCGGACAUCUCCACGUGUGUAGGGCUGGUGAGCAUUCCACGGCACCAAGCGGUGAUGGGUAAACACCUGAGGCUCAACAGCUGCGAACCUUACGGUCCAGCUGGGGAGAUAAGGGUUACCCUUGAGACCGACCCUUCUCACUCACCCGCACACUUACGUCACGGGGAGGAGUGACACCGGAAGGUCUCCCACCUCGAAAGGGGGAAUCAAAGGGUGGCGGAAUGUUUUGCGCCACCCUUUGGUCAGGAAUGUUUCGCCCAAGAGAAUACGGAUUCAUGCCGUCAUAGAGGAGAUGCCCGCUUAGGUUACCCUUCUGCAGUUGUGUUUAAUAAAAUGUGGCCCAGUUUUUCAACCCAAGCUACUGUGUCGCCUCGUUAUUUCCACACUCCACGCACCGCAAAAGCCUUACAUACACGCCCAGCAAAGCUUGGGCGUGGUGAGGUCGUUGCGGGUGGGGGUGGGGUGACGAGGCGUGGAGGUCAUCCAUUGGAUGGCUCCUCAUCAGGCCACCAAGGAGGGGAGGGGCCUGCAGGCUUAAUGUUGUGGAAAGAGCUUACCCUCCCCUCCUUCUUUCUUGAAAAGCGGCUCCCUCCCGCCCUUCCCUGUAGGUAGUGUGGUUUAUCGGUUGUCACUAGGAGGCCAAGUAGGAAUUUUUUACUUAUUACCUACUGUUAAGGUCAUAAGUUUUUUCGCCUACUUCACACUGCAAGACAGGUUAGGGUGUAAUAAAUAGGUUAAUUGGAGUUCUAUUUCGGUCACAUUGGUUGGCAGGGAAGCGGACAUCUCCACGUGUGUAGGGCUGGUGAGCAUUCCACGGCACCAAGCGGUGAUGGGUAAACACCUGAGGCUCAACAGCUGCGAACCUUACGGUCCAGCUGGGGAGAUAAGGGUUACCCUUGAGACCGACCCUUCUCACUCACCCGCACACUUACGUCACGGGGAGGAGUGACACCGGAAGGUCUCCCACCUCGAAAGGGGGAAUCAAAGGGUGGCGGAAUGUUUUGCGCCACCCUUUGGUCAGGAAUGUUUCGCCCAAGAGAAUACGGAUUCAUGCCGUCAUAGAGGAGAUGCCCGCUUAGGUUACCCUUCUGCAGUUGUGUUUAAUAAAAUGUGGCCCAGUUUUUCAACCCAAGCUACUGUGUCGCCUCGUUAUUUCCACAC